AUGGACAAUGAAGAGGAUGCGUCGUGCUAUAUGGUCGAGGAGAAGGCAUUUGAGUACGACUACGAUGAGGAGUUUGACUGGGAGAAUAUGACUUUAGCCCAGUGCAACUGUUCGCAUCCGUUACACAAAUUUCUUGAGGUAUGCGUGAGUAAAUGUGUCGUUGCGCCCAACACUUUGCUCUUUGGUCUCACGGAAGAGGAACUGUUUGAAGCUGCACUGCCUGCGCUCAUGUAUCUCAUCGUCUUUCUCGUUGGGACAGUAGGAAAUGCUAUGGUUAUUUUCGUUGUAAAUCGAUUCAAACGUAUGCGAAACGUCACCAAUGUGUUCCUGGCUUCACUUAGUACUGCCGAUUUAUGCUUAAUUUGGUUUUGUGUUCCAAUUAUGUUUGUGAAGUACAUGUCGCAUACAUGGUUUAUGGGUCGCUUCGCGUGCUAUUCAGUACAUUAUAUUCAACAAUUUACUUGUUUUUGUUCUGUUCUUACUAUGACUAUGAUCUCGUUCGAAAGGUAUCUCGCCAUAGCAUACCCAAUGCGGAACAUGUGGCUGUCAUCAAUUGGUAGAGCUAAAAAAGUUAUUUUGCUGAUUUGGUUAGUUUCUGCUAUACUUGCUAUACCGACAGCAAUUCGUAUAGAUUACGAAACUAAUAUAUCGUUGUCUGGACAUAGAGUACAC
Strongylus vulgaris is the source of this 672-nucleotide messenger RNA. The record is from the annotation of a GenBank genome assembly. Lineage: Eukaryota; Metazoa; Nematoda; Chromadorea; Rhabditida; Strongylidae.